Phoenix dactylifera (date palm) is the source of this 938-nucleotide messenger RNA. Its product is annotated as large ribosomal subunit protein uL13w-like. The record is from RefSeq and is a predicted model, not a curated record. Lineage: Eukaryota; Viridiplantae; Streptophyta; Magnoliopsida; Arecales; Arecaceae. Gene Ontology annotation, biological process: translation; negative regulation of translation. Gene Ontology annotation, molecular function: mRNA binding; structural constituent of ribosome. Gene Ontology annotation, cellular component: cytosolic large ribosomal subunit; ribosome.
AAGCCCCAAAACCCGAGCCGGUGACCUCUCUCUCCUUCUGAAACCCAACACCAAGCGCCAACCUAACUCUAGCAGCCGCGGCGGCGGCGCGCGGCGGCGGCGGAGAUGGUGUCCGGAUCGGGGAUCUGCGCGAGGAGGGUGGUGGUGGACGCGCGCCACCACAUGCUCGGCCGGCUGGCGUCGAUCUUGGCGAAGGAGCUCCUCAAUGGCCAGAGAGUUGUGGUGGUGCGGUGCGAGGAGAUCUGCCUCUCCGGUGGCCUCGUCCGACAGAAGAUGAAGUACCUCCGCUUCCUCCGCAAGCGCAUGAACACCAAGCCCUCCCACGGCCCCAUCCAUUUCCGCUCCCCCGCGAAGAUCCUCUGGCGCACUAUCCGUGGGAUGAUUCCUCACAAGACCAAGCGUGGAGCUGCGGCGCUGGCGAGGCUCAAGGCCUACGAGGGCGUGCCGCCCCCCUACGAUAAGACGAAGCGGAUGGUUAUCCCCGAUGCUCUCAAGGUGUUGAGGCUUCAGGCAGGGCACAAGUAUUGCUUGCUGGGUCGGCUCUCCAAGGAGGUGGGAUGGAGCUAUUAUGAUACCAUCAGGGAAUUGGAGGAGAAGAGGAAGCAGAGGUCUCAGGUUGCCUAUGAGAGGAGGAAGCAGCUGGCUAGGCUGCGCGUGAAGGCAGAGAAGGCAGCUGAAGAGAAGCUUGGCUCUCAACUCAGCAUUCUGGCCCCAUUGAAGUACUGAUAGGCUUGUUUUAUAGAGUAAACAGUUUUGCAGCAGAUCUCCACUCUCAUCUCAGACUUUCUUAUGAAAUCUUUUUAUAUUUGAAAUAUGUAGCUUUGUGGCAUCAGUAACUUUUGAGUCUGUCAAUCUGGUUACGUCUGUUUGGAUUAAAAUGGUUUUGCGCUGAACUAAGUUCCAAUGAUCUAAUGGAUGCAAUUUUUGUUUUCAAGCCA